GACUUCCCCUGACAACUGCAGUAUGACAAAAAAUGGAAAGAUGACUAAUAACACUGAAAAUGUUGGCAUGAACUAUGGAAACUAUAUGGAAGAAAAGCACAUCCCUCCACCGAAUAUGACCACCAACGAACGAAGAGUUAUUGUUCCAGCAGAUCCUACAUUAUGGAGCAGAGACCAUGUACGCCAAUGGCUAGAAUGGGCUGUCAAGGAAUAUGGCCUCCCAGAUGUGGACAUCAUGCUAUUUCAAGAUAUUGAUGGAAAAGAGUUGUGUAAGAUGACCAAAGAUGACUUCCAGAGGCUCACACCAAGCUACAAUGCAGACAUUCUUCUUUCACACCUACACUACCUCAGAGAAACUCCUCUUCCACAUUUGACUUCAGAUGAUGUUGAUAAGGCUUUACAAAACUCUCCACGGUUAAUGCAUGCUAGAAAUACAGGAGGUGCAGCAUUUAUUUUUCCAAAUACUUCAGUUUAUCCUGAAGCAACACAAAGAAUUACCACCAGGCCAGAUAUGCCUUAUGAACCAGCCAGAAGAUCAGCAUGGACAAGUCAUGGUCAUCCUGCUCCUCAAUCAAAAGCUGCCCAAGCAUCAUCUUCCGCUGUGACCAAAACAGAAGACCAGCGUCCUCAGUUGGAUCCUUAUCAAAUUCUUGGUCCAACAAGCAGUCGUCUUGCAAAUCCAGGGAGUGGGCAGAUACAGCUGUGGCAGUUUUUGUUGGAGCUUCUGUCAGAUAGCUCCAAUUCUAAUUGCAUCACCUGGGAAGGUACCAAUGGAGAGUUCAAGAUGACUGACCCAGAUGAAGUUGCACGGCGCUGGGGGGAAAGGAAGAGCAAACCCAAUAUGAACUAUGACAAGCUCAGCCGUGCUCUUCGUUAUUAUUAUGACAAAAAUAUAAUGACUAAAGUUCAUGGUAAACGUUAUGCCUACAAAUUUGACUUCCAUGGAAUUGCUCAAGCCCUUCAACCACAUCCUCCAGAAUCAUCCAUCUAUAAAUAUCCAUCAGACCUGCCCUACAUGAGUUCCUAUCAUGCACACCCCCAGAAAAUGAACUUUGUUGCUCCUCAUACUCCUGCUUUGCCUGUUACUUCCUCCAACUUUUUUGCUGGACCCAGUCCAUACUGGAAUUCACCAACUGGAAGCAUCUAUCCCAACACUAGGCUCCCAACCACUCAUAUGCCUUCUCACCUUGGCACUUACUACUAAAGAGGGAAGAAUAUUUUAAAGGGUAUGUUUUCCUGGAAUACAAGGAAUUAGAACCAACAAAUCUGAACAAAAUGUGCCUGAAAGACUGAUAAUACUGACCAGGAUGUAAAAAAAACUUUUUUUAUAGAGAGAAAUUAAAAAGUGUAAAGAUAUGUUGACAUCAGGUCUAAACAUCAAAGAAGAAAAUACACAUCUAGGUAAAAAUUUGUAAUAAUAACUAGAACAUGGGGCCAGAAGAAAUUUGUAAGAUUGCUAUGUCUUUUUUCAUAUCACAGUAAAGUAAUACAAGGAUACUCUAUUACGAACUUGGAUGCAACAGAUGAAUAUAUAAAUGCAUAAAAAACUAACUGUAUUUUUUUAACAAAAAAAAACAAAUAUGUAAAAAGUGGGAUAAAUAUAUCUCUAGAGCAGACCGUGUUGUCAUCAAGAGGGAGGGAUCAGAUAUUUCAAAACUGUGAACACAAUACAAGUUUCUUGAUAAUGUUACAAAGCUCUGAGCCAAACAUUGGGUUUGAGGAUGUGCUAAGGGAAAGUGUAUGAUUGUAGACUAAGGGUUCAAAUGUCAGGAAGUUCUCCUAUGCAAACCCUGUUGCAAUAUAUAGGAGCUCACAAGAGCACUAUUAAAACUCUGUGUCUGAUAAAGGUAGAGGAAAGGAAUAGGAGAACAUGGAGUGAUAAAGAUAAGGAAAAUGUAUUUCUUUUAAAGAGGAGGAAACUGACAGUUUUUGAAGAAUUAUUUGCUCGGACAUGACAAAUACCAUAGUAUGUAUUAAGCCAUUUUCAGUAUUAUCAAAGAAAAAACAAAGCCUUUAUUUUUAAAUCAAAAGAGGGAGAAGUAGUGAUAAUCAAAGUAUGCAUCUCUCUAUAAGAUAUUAAACUGGAAUUGUGUGCUAUUUAAAAUAACACUUCAAACCUCAUUCUUCUUAAGGGAAGUUGUUGUCUACUAGUUGAAAAGGACAAAACCCAAUUGCCAAUAGGAUAUUUGUUAGGCAGCGCCAGUUUUUCUUUCCGAGUCGCGAACGCUGUGCGUUUGUCAGAAUGAAUUAUACAAGUCAGUGUUAUUUUUUUUCUUUUGAUAUAAUAAUUAUAUAACUUAUGCAUUUAUACACUACGAGUUGAUCUCGGCCAACCAAAGACAUAAAAAACGACAAUCAGAAAUACUGUGGCCUUGAAUUUUAACUCUGUAUGCUUCAUGUUUACAUUAUGAAUUUAACUAGUUCUUAGAAAGCAGAAUGUAUGUAAUAAAAUAAGCUUGGCCUAGCAUGGCAAUUCAGAUUCUCACUAUUGUCUAAAUUUUCAUAUUUUUCAGAAAAAAAAACACUUUUACAUGAGUAAAAAUAAAUAUUUUAAAAAAUUGUUUAUAAACCUGAAAUACUUUUUAAAAAAUGAAAUAAAAGAAAUUAGAACAUACUUACUUUUACUUCACCCAUUAAAAAUUCAACUCUAACAAUAAUUAUUGCAAUUUGGAAAACCAAAUCAGAAUGUUCUCCAGAGUAGAUGUGGAAUUGACAGGAGGCCUGAAAGGGCAUUUGGUUAUUGCAGAAUUUCUGAUGUGCUUCUCUUGUUAAUGUUGAUCUGGAAAUCUGAAAAUAUUCAUAAUCCUAGAAUUUUCUUUAUAUAUAAAUCUAGAACAGAAUUUUCCAUUCCAUUGUAUGGAUUGCUGCCUAUUACAUCACAUUAAUUUUCAAUGUGUUGAUAUUGUGUUGUACAAAUGUUAAUGAUAGUAAGGAAGAUUAAAUGAUAAUUAGCCGGGAGAACAAGAACAAGAAAAAGCUGUAUAUUCGGUAUAUCUCUUAUUUCUACCUUAAAGAACUGCAGCCAGAACACUUCUACCUUCCUUAUAGACACAUAUUACUUUAGCUUCCUGCUUCCUUGUUCAAUAAGGCCACCUUCUCUGCCUCUCACCAGUAUUAUACUGUAUAGCAACUCUGUUCUAUUCUCUGUUUUUAAAAAAUGUAUUUAUCUAUAUUUUCCAUUGGAACAAGGAACCUAAAUAAAAUUAUGGCCAAUUUAAAAACAUACACAAAAAAAGAGUCCAAAGAAUAUUAUUAUGGAUUUCAUUCUGAAUAAACUCGGUUACUUAAAAUAUAAAAUUCUGUGAUCGAUGUAUAUAUGGAUGUGAUCUUCUCCAUAAAUACAUACAUAUUUAUUGAGACCAUUUUGAGUUUUAUAAAAAAAUUUCACAUAUCCACUUUAUAUAUUCUUCCUAUUGUAGAUUUGUCUUGAGUAUUUUUAUAGAAUUAAUUGUAUGUAUUUCUUAGCAUGAUUAUUUGCUCAAAGCAAAAACAAUUCAGGUACUUCCAAGGCUUGAAUAUUCACUUGACUGAUUCAUUGACUUUGCACUUUUUUCAUCUAUACAGGAAAUUUAGCCAAGCCUUAUAGUUAAAAUGUAAUAAAAUUUGCCAUGCAAAAGAAGUGCAGAACUUACAUAGCUUUCAAUAAAAUAGAUUUAUCCAAACUCAGCCCAAUGUAUUUGGUUCUCCGCAAGAGGCCAAACUGCCUCCAGAUCCACCAGGCAGCAAGUUUCUUCAUCUUGCUAGAUGGCAGGGGCAGGUCUGAGCUGAAUUUAAUCUAGAGCUGAGCCCUCAGUCAGUUGUUGAAGGAAAAAGGGAGACAGUAAAAAAAAUUACAAUGAAAUGAUAUUUUAAAAAUGCAGCCAUCAGGAAGUAGAGGAAAUUGAUAUUCUCUUUGUAGUCAGGUGUUUCCUGUACAAAGAGGUACUCUCAGGUUAUUAGAUAUGAUGGAAUGUGAAUUAAAUCCAAGUAUUCUGGAACACAGGUUAGGCUGUCUAUAGU
Molecule: messenger RNA, 3999 nt
Organism: Thamnophis sirtalis
Lineage: Eukaryota; Metazoa; Chordata; Lepidosauria; Squamata; Natricidae
Source: RefSeq, a predicted model, not a curated record